UCUAAGUCAUGUUAUAUGAAUGUGACGGUCUAUUCAUCUGAUGCAAUCCUCUUACAGUUUUUCAAGAUAAGUGAGGAAGUAGUAAUUGAUGCCACAAAUAAAGGGAACAUAGGCCGCUUGAUCAAUCACUCGUGUAUGCCCAGCUGUUACGCAAGAAUAAUGAGCACGGGUGAAGAAGAUAGCCGAAUAGUUCUUGUAGCUAAAAUUGAUGUUUCAGCUGGUGAAGAAUUAACGUACGAUUACUUGUUUGAAUCUGACGGGCACGAUGAAGUUAAAGUUCCGUGCUUAUGUGGAGCUCCAAACUGCCGGAAAUUCUUGAACUAAUGCAUACCAAUUUUUUUGCAAGGAACACAACUAAAGAUGAGAAUUUUGUUGAUUUUCCUUAAGUGCAAUUUUCAGUUGCAAAUAAGUGUAAUUUGACCGGCCCAAUAGUAAAUCUUUUUUUGUAAUUUGUGGCAAAGAAGGCAUGUUCUGUUUUGGGGCGCUGGAGUAAUGUUUCACCAGCUUAUAAGGCAUGUUCUCUCAUAUAUCUACAUUUUUUUAUUAUGUUACACCA
Olea europaea var. sylvestris is the source of this 556-nucleotide messenger RNA. RefSeq names its product histone-lysine N-methyltransferase ATX4-like. Gene Ontology annotation, cellular component: Set1C/COMPASS complex. The coding region runs from base 16 to 324 and encodes 102 amino acids. The transcript is spliced from 3 exons. Lineage: Eukaryota; Viridiplantae; Streptophyta; Magnoliopsida; Lamiales; Oleaceae. The record is from RefSeq and is a predicted model, not a curated record. Gene Ontology annotation, molecular function: histone H3K4 methyltransferase activity; protein binding.